This is a messenger RNA of Bactrocera neohumeralis, 705 nucleotides long. RefSeq lists its product as uncharacterized. The transcript is spliced from 3 exons. Lineage: Eukaryota; Metazoa; Arthropoda; Insecta; Diptera; Tephritidae. The record is from RefSeq and is a predicted model, not a curated record. The coding region runs from base 1 to 705 and encodes 234 amino acids.
AUGUUCCGACAAAUACUGUUAGACAGACGACAUCGUAAAUGGCAACGAAUACUAUGGCGUGAAUCGCCAAAUGAACCUCUUCAAGUGUACGAAUUGAAGACGGUAAUUUAUGGAAUGGCUUGUAGCCCAUUCAACGCAAUACGCGCACUGCGCCAAUGUGCGAUUGACAAUUAUGAAGUCAUCUAUGACCCAAGCCGGGCUGCCGCAGCGCGUCAUAGCAUACUUUAUAAUUUCUACGUUGAUGAGUAUUUGGAUAGCGUCAACAGCGAUGAAUUUGCUAUUACCCGACAAUUAAUAUUGGGAAAAUGGAAUUCCAAUUGUACACAUGUAUUAUCUGCGAUAACCGGUACAAGUGUUUCUGCAUCAGAACUGGAGUUGAACAACUCAACAACAAAGGUAUUGGGUCUUUACUGGGAUCCAGUGAGCGACGAGCUCUUCUUCAAGGUAGGCUUACUUGACGACACUUCAAUGCACACCAAGCGAAAGGACUUGUGGAAGGCUGGUCUGCCAUGGGAUGCCGAGCUUCCACCAGAGCUACUCAAUUCAUGGGUGAUAUUCCGCGACAGUUUACAAGAUAUUGCUCGACUUCGUAUUCCUCGUUGGUUAGGUAUACUAGUGGGCUCUUUGGUGCAUUUAUACGGCUUUUACGAUGCUAGUCGUAAAACGUAUGCAUCCGUCAUAUACUUAUGUUCAAACAAUCGAUAA